Molecule: messenger RNA, 1386 nt
Organism: Columba livia (rock pigeon)
Lineage: Eukaryota; Metazoa; Chordata; Aves; Columbiformes; Columbidae
Gene: CDK7
Product: cyclin dependent kinase 7
Exons: 12
Coding region: 167-1198 (343 amino acids)
Biological process (GO): positive regulation of transcription by RNA polymerase II; protein phosphorylation
Cellular component (GO): transcription factor TFIIK complex; transcription factor TFIIH holo complex; cytoplasm
Molecular function (GO): ATP binding; RNA polymerase II CTD heptapeptide repeat kinase activity; cyclin-dependent protein serine/threonine kinase activity
Source: RefSeq, a predicted model, not a curated record
GUGACGCCGGCGGUUGCCAGGCGGGGCUGGCUGGCGGGCCGGAGGCGGCGCGGGCCCGGCCCUGGCCGUUUUUAAAGCCCCGUCGCCCGUCUCGCCGCUGCCGUCCGCGCUCCGCCGGCCCUGUGCCUGUCCCGUGCCUGCCCUCGCCCACCCCGUGCCGGCGGCCAUGGAUGCGCGGGCGCGCGCCAAGCGCUACGAGAAGCUCGACUUCUUGGGGGAGGGGCAGUUUGCCACGGUCUAUAAGGCGAGGGAUAAGAACACCAACCAGAUCGUGGCCAUUAAAAAGAUUAAACUGGGACAUAGAUCAGAAGCUAAAGAUGGAAUCAACAGAACAGCCCUCAGGGAGAUAAAAUUGUUACAGGAGCUAAGCCAUCCUAACAUUAUUGGUCUUCUAGAUGCAUUUGGACACAAGUCUAAUAUUAGUUUGGUGUUUGAUUUUAUGGAAACAGAUCUUGAGGUUAUUAUAAAGGAUACUAGUAUUGUAUUGACGCAAUCUCACAUCAAGGCAUAUAUGCUGAUGACACUUCAAGGAUUAGAAUUUUUACAUCAGCACUGGAUUCUGCACAGGGAUCUUAAACCAAAUAAUUUGUUGUUAGAUGAAAAUGGGGUUUUGAAAUUGGCUGACUUUGGCUUGGCAAAAUCUUUUGGAAGCCCAAAUAGAGUUUAUACACACCAGGUAGUAACAAGGUGGUACCGAGCCCCAGAGCUACUGUUUGGUGCUAGAAUGUAUGGUGUUGGUGUUGAUAUGUGGGCUGUCGGUUGUAUUUUAGCUGAGUUGCUCCUCAGGGUUCCCUUUUUGCCUGGAGAUUCUGAUCUUGACCAGCUCACAAGGAUAUUUGAAACACUGGGCACUCCAACAGAAGAACAGUGGCCUGGAAUGAAAAGUCUUCCAGAUUAUGUCACAUUUAAGUCUUUCCCUGGAAUGCCUCUUCAACAUAUCUUCAGUGCAGCUGGUGAUGACUUGCUCAAUCUUCUGCAAGGUUUAUUCACAUAUAAUCCUUGUGCUAGGGUUACAGCUACUCAGGCAUUGAAACAGAAGUAUUUCAGCAACCGACCAGGACCCACUCCAGGAAAUCAGCUGCCAAGACCCAACUGUCCUGCAGAAGCUAUAAAGGAGCAACAGAAUGCAUUUAUAAAUUUAAAAAGGAAAAGGACAGAAGGAAUAGAUCAAGGAUUACCAAAAAAACUGAUUUUUUGAUUGCGGAUGGUGGAUGAAAAUAAGUGAAAAUGGCCCAAGUUGCAACCAUGGAAAAAAAUGCUGUUAUGAUCACUGGAUGGUUAUUUUGUAAUAUUUUCGUAUGUAAAAUAUGAAUUUAAGGUUUCCUUACUGAAACUAAGGUUUCCUUAACAUUCUGUUCUGAAUAAAAGUAUUUUUAAGAAGAGAGA